GGGGGAUUAGACAUAUUUGGGGUAAUGGUCAACUCCCUCUCGGCGCGUCUCUCUGCUUCAACAUCCGUUUACACCAUCCCAGAGAGCCCUUGCAAGGAGCGCCAUGUUGAUCUAUCAGGAUAUUUUGACUAAUGAUGAACUUCUCUCUGAUUCAUUUCCUUACAAGGAAAUUGAGAAAGGACUGCUAUGGGAAGUUGAGGGAAAGUGGGUUGUUCAAGGAGCUGUUGAGGUAGAUAUUGGAGCGAAUCCAUCUGCAGAAGGUGGCGAAGAGGAUGAGGGUGUGAAUGACACUGCCACUAAGGUUGUUGACAUCGUUGAUACAUUUAGACUCCAGGAACAAGCCACCUAUGAUAAGAAGAACUUUGUUGUAUAUAUGAAGAAAUACAUUAAAGCAAUAUCGGGUAAGUUGACUGGAACUGAACUAGAGGAGUUCAAAAAGAAAAUUGAGCCAGCAACCAAGUACCUGCUUGGAAAGCUUAAGGAUUUGCAAUUUUUUUCCGGCGAGAG
Cuscuta epithymum is the source of this 507-nucleotide messenger RNA. The record is from the annotation of a GenBank genome assembly. Lineage: Eukaryota; Viridiplantae; Streptophyta; Magnoliopsida; Solanales; Convolvulaceae.